Stereum hirsutum FP-91666 SS1 is the source of this 1863-nucleotide messenger RNA. RefSeq lists its product as uncharacterized. The coding region runs from base 1 to 1863 and encodes 620 amino acids. The transcript has a single exon. NCBI's taxonomy places the organism in Eukaryota, Fungi, Basidiomycota, Agaricomycetes, Russulales, Stereaceae. The record is from RefSeq and is a predicted model, not a curated record.
AUGAAGAACGAUCUGCCUCCAAUCAUGCGCCUACCGCCCGAGAUUCUUGGUCUGAUUUUCCUCCAAUAUCGCCUUGCGGUGAAGUACGAUUCUCUCAACCUACAUACAACAUGGUUCUACAUACUCCACGUAUGCCGUUUAUGGCGAAACGUGGCGUUGUCUUUCGCGAACCUCUGGAGUAUGAUUACCACGCGCAACCCCUCAGCGCGAGAGUUUAUGCUUCGCCACGCUGUCGACACCUCUGUGGUCUUAAAAUGUAUCGAUGUCUCUAGCACCCCCCUUGCAUGGCACGAAGGAAGGCUUAUUCGCGAACAUUUCCAUCACAUCUCCGAGAUCGAAUUCGAAUUCGACGAACGCGAUGCGCGAGAGUUGCGCGAAUGGCUGAAAGUCAUCGCCUCGUCUGAGACGGCCGCUUGUUUGCGAUCUCUAAGUCUUGUUCACGUCACGAAAAAAGCUGGGGCCGAACCACUCCGAAGGGUUAGGGCACCCAAUGUAUUGUUUACGUUCACCACCCUAUCCCUAGCAGGUUUUCGACUGCAUCUUCCUGCAAGCCGUAUCCAGACAAACAUCACAUCCUUACAGCUUAAUGCCGAGCACAUGUGCCUUUCAUCGCAAUCAGGUCUUUCGUGGCUCCUCGCCACUCUGAGUCUCAUGCCAAAUCUCAUCCAUCUAAACCUCGAUGACUGGGAAGGGCCAUACCCUCAGGACACUCUUGUUAUGUCUAUCCAUCGCCCUGUUUCCCUCCCUCAAUUACAGACAUUCCGAUACUCUGGAGAGACGCAACGCUACCUUACCUGGGUGGCUCAUUGGUUGCUUUUGCCAAAAGAAGCGCGCCGUUACAUCACCCUAUACGACACGAAUGCCCUUCGGGCACCACCAGAUACGCUGUACUCGAGCCUCUCUAACUCAUUAUCUCAUCUGCGCGGCCAAGUGAAUGGUAGGAGUACCGAGCGAUACGAAGUUCAAUCCUCUUCAAAUGUUUACGUCAAUGAGGUUACAUUGUCCUUAGAGUUUGUACAACGCAUCGCGAUCUUCUCCCAGAACCACGAUGUUCACCCCGGGACCAUACCAUUCUAUCUCGAUCACGACAACUAUCAACCAGUGGACCAUCCGAUGCUCAUACUUUAUCUCGAUGUGACCUAUCACUUGCUCCGUGCUAGCGUGUCAUCGGGUUCCUUUGACGGUGCCUUGUCCGCACACCUCUCACCCAUCUUGAAGAUUUUGCCUUCCGGUUCAGUGAAGGCUCUUCGGUUGUCCUUUUCUCCACAAUCAGACGACUACGACAGAAUUUGUGACCCCACAUCAUCCGAGAUUUUCCCACUCCCAGGUGUGGAGGUGUUGCAUCUAGAGAGCAGUUGUGCCGCUGAAUGCACAUUACGACACCUCGCUGAACUUUCGGAAAUGGACGAUACCUCGCCUUUGACUACCCCUGACUUCCUCUCUUACUUCCAUCUCAAUUGCGCUAUCACCGAUGUAGGAUCUCCUCCAGAAUCGAUGUUUGAGCUCCUUCCUGACCUCAAGCAUCUGUCGCUACAUGAUAUCCGGCCACACUCAUCUCGCUUACUGAAGAACCUCGAACGGUUCAUGCGAGUGAGGGCAAGUGACGAACGAUACCGGCUGGAGACGCUAGAGGUCACAGACUCUACCAUUUUGAAGAGCUGGAUCGACAAGGUGAAGUUCUCCGGAUGGCUUCGACGAGGGAUAAUUUGGGACAAGAAGGAUCGGUCAGUGGAUUGGGAGCGCUUCAUCAGGUUGGAAGAGGCGCAGGAAGAGUGCACAGCGUUACAGACUGACGAAGCGUGGACAAUUGAAACCCGUGUCGAAUUGAACGAAAGGGAUGCAUGGAUCGCAUUCAGCUUUUGA